AUGGACUUCACCUCUCGCAUUCCGACCGAGAUCCUCUGCCUUGUAUUCCACUUCUGUCGUCGCAUAGAUGGUGUCCCAACUGUCGACCUAUUACGUCGUUCGGUCGACUUGGACAGCAUGGCCAGCGACGCUCAGCGCGAAGGACGCGAUGCCACACAUCUACUUGCUUGGGUCAAAGUUACGCAGGUAUGCGCUCGUUGGCGCAAAGUGGCGCUAGAGGACGCGACUCUCUGGACGGACGUCCCCGCUGUCCUUGGAGGUCAAUGGAUGCGACUAUUCCUCUCGCGCAGCAACCAGUCGACCCUCAUGGUAGACUGGGGCAUCAGGAACACACGUCUUCGGGAACAGAUCGAUGCUAUCAUUCUCGAGCAUCAUACAAGAAUGCGCACGUUCACAUCGGAUAACCUGAAGGGCGAUUCCACUACAUUCCGGUUGCUCUGUCGUACUUGGCCCGCCCUCGAAGAUCUCAAGAUAUCGAUCGAGGGCAACCUACCGCCGGGCCUCACCCUUCUCGAUCGUCAUGCUCCUUCCCUCCGGCUAUUGAUCCUCAGAAUGCAAACGAUAUCCGCAAGCUGGUUCUUCCUCGAUCACAGCGUAUCCGUAUUCGGUGGUCUCACUGCCUUUACCCUCGAGUUCGCCGACGGUGCAGAGUCCGAAUCAAUGAGGCUCUUCCUGCAUGCCAUGGCUAGCAUGCCUCACUUACGACACUUGCGUUUCAUAUCCAAGUCCUCGUUCGAAGGAUCGUCGAUAUCUGAAACCCGCAGUGGAUGCCCAGCCGGAGCUUGUAGAAGAGAAUCAAUGCCACUGAAGACUCUGACAGUACUAUGCGCGGACGCAUCCAUCGUAUCUCAUAUGCUACGGCAUAUUCUUCCGUCCCCUGACGUCGCCGUCAUCAUUUUUACUGAUGGUCCACUUGAAGACGGUGAAGAGCAUGUAUCCGGGCCUUUGCAUGGUACUGUGGCUCAGAUAGCCGAGUGGAAGGCGAAGUCAUUCCCACGAUUCCCAUUCUCCGCCAUGGCGCUUAGUAUCAAGGAUAACGACAGUGACACGUUGGUCUCCGUACACAUCUCUCGAACACCAGAGGCACUGGAAAGCAUCAUAGCGCCCCUUAACCCCCAGUGGCCGCACGAGCUCUGUGACUACCUAAUCUUUGCGUUCCCAGCCCCACAACAGUUCCGCAUCCAUCACCGUCAUGCCCCUCUAUAUAUGUAUAUCCUGGACACACUGGUGCCGAGCAGCCUUCGUGCCCUUGUCCUUGACCUCGGCGAAGGGUCUCUCCCACCUGGUCUUCAUCUCUCGCGCCCUACAUUUGCGAACGUCACGGCACUACGCCUGAAAGACUUCCACGUGAACAUCAUCAAACAUCUAGCUCGUACAGACGAAGACGGUCGAUUCCUGUUGUUCCCGGCACUCAAGAUACUGGACUUCCAGGACUGCGAUCUAAUCGGCAGUCUCAUCUCGUGCAAGUUUCUCAUUCGCGACGUCGAGAUAUGGAACGCCCUGCGUCACAUGCUGGAGUGCCGGCGCGAGCGGCACCCUCUGGGUGCACUGUAUCUUCGGGUAGGGCCAGACGAAAUAGCCAAAGCACGCGAGGAGGGGUUCCAGCCGGUUGGCAUCGAUGAUCCAAACGACGUCCGUCUAGCACGAAAGGUCAUCCGGCAAUGCAUCGAUGACAUGGAGGAGGCUCCAGAGAUCAAGAUAAUCUCUCCAGAGGAACACGUGGCAUCGGACGCCUGA
This is a messenger RNA of Peniophora sp. CBMAI 1063, 1737 nucleotides long. Lineage: Eukaryota; Fungi; Basidiomycota; Agaricomycetes; Russulales; Peniophoraceae. The record is from the annotation of a GenBank genome assembly.